This is a messenger RNA of Neurospora crassa OR74A, 297 nucleotides long. RefSeq lists its product as hypothetical. NCBI's taxonomy places the organism in Eukaryota, Fungi, Ascomycota, Sordariomycetes, Sordariales, Sordariaceae. The coding region runs from base 1 to 297 and encodes 98 amino acids. The transcript has 2 exons. The record is from RefSeq and is a predicted model, not a curated record.
AUGGUCGUUACCUCCGUGGCCAGUCCCGGUGGGCUCGCAGUCCAAAAGCCGCUGGCAGCCGUCGCAGGUCCGCCGAUAAUCUCCCCUGACGGGGACUGCUUCCCACGUUCGCCGCCUCGUCUAUGUCCGACUUUCGCCAGAUUCUGGCAGAUGACGGAUGGCGUUUUCGUACUCAAAGAUCACAGAUACUCCUUCGUGGUGGUAGUACAAAUCAUUGCCCGAAGAGGAGGACCACAAUCCAGGACAUCGAGUUUAUCGGCGCCGUUAGCAAACACCGAGUUGCGCGGAGCUUCAUGA